Molecule: messenger RNA, 1437 nt
Organism: Oppia nitens
Lineage: Eukaryota; Metazoa; Arthropoda; Arachnida; Sarcoptiformes; Oppiidae
Product: cytochrome P450 4V2-like
Exons: 6
Molecular function (GO): oxidoreductase activity, acting on paired donors, with incorporation or reduction of molecular oxygen; heme binding; iron ion binding
Source: RefSeq, a predicted model, not a curated record
UGUUUGGCCAGAAUUCCCGGACCCCGACCCCGAUAUCCAUUGAUUGGCAAUUUAGAUAUGUUUCGUAUACCUGGUGUUUCACAAACUGAAAGCACUUAUAGAAUACUAGUAUCAUUAUGCAAGCUAUACAACAAUUAUGGUAUUUAUAAGAUAUUAUUGGGUCAAAAACCAAUACCAAUAUUAUCAAGCAAUAUCAAUAUUGAAAAAUCAUAUAUAUAUAAAUUCCUAAGCGAUUGGUUAGGGGAUGGCCUAGUAUUGAGUACCGGUUCUAAAUGGAAAGGUAGACGAAAACUGUUGACACCGGCAUUUCAUUUUAGAAAACUUGAUGAUUAUCUGCCAGUAAUGAACAAACAGACAAAUAUAUUUCUGGAUAUAAUUAGAAACAAACAAAUCGAUGGACAACAACAACAACAACAACAACAACAACAAUCAUAUAUAGAUAUUAGGGAACCAGUAGUUCAAUUAGUACUUGAUAUUAUUUGUGAAACUGCAAUGGGUGUACAAGUGGGUGCACAGUUAGGCCAAAAUCAAUCGUAUGUUUCAGAUAUACAUUAUAUGGGAAAGGUAUUUAUGAAACGUAUAUUUAUGCCAUGGAUUUGGUCCGAUCGGAUAUUUUAUUGGACAUCGAUUGGUCGAAAAUUUCGUAAAUCACUCGAUAGUUUUCAUUUAUUUACCCGCAAUGUUAUCAAUGAAAAAAUUAGACAAUUUAAGAAAGGUAUGGCAUUUCUGGAUCUAUUACUCGACUAUUAUAUCAAAGACAACAACAACAACACCGACACCGACAACGACAACAAGUUGUCAUCAUUAGAGGACAUACGCGAAGAAGUGGACACUUUUAUGUUUAAUGGACACGAAUCUACUUCGACAAGUAUCGGUUGGUCACUGUAUUUGAUUGGUUUGCAUCCGAAUGUACAGCAAAAAAUUGGCAACGAAUUGACCAGAAUUUUUGGCCGCCGCGAAUCAGACAUCAAUAGAGACAUUUCAUUGGAUGACAUCCAACAGUUAACAUACUUGAAGUGUGUGAUAGAAGAAUCGUUACGUUUGUAUCCGUCGGCACCGUUUAUUGCCCGCCGAUUGGUCGAAGAUUGUCCCGUAGGUAUCGAUGAUGAUACGGGUGCUAAUGGUUAUGUCAUACCGGCCGGUGUCGAUGUCUUUCUAAUGAUUGCCGAAAUGCAUUUGGAUAGUCUAGUGUUUGCCGAUCCCAAUCGUUUCCGUCCCGAAAGAUUUGAAUCCGAUUCCGUAACAAUGUCUCAGAUAAAUGCCUACAAUUAUGUACCGUUUAGUGCCGGUCCGCGCGGUUGUAUUGGCAAACGAUUUGCACUAAUUGAACAAAUGAUUAUUUUGGCAAAAAUAUGCCAAAACUUUACUAUUGAAUCAAUGAAACCGUUAGAUAGUAUCCAGACAUCAGCUGAAAUGGCCUAUCGGGCAAAAAAGUAG